AUGACAAAUUUAAAAAAUAAAAAAAUUGAAAAUUCAAGUAUAGAGGUUGAUAACAAUAAUAAUAAUAAUAAUAAUAACAAUAAUAAAAAUCAAAAUAAUAAAAAAAGAACAUUAGAAAUAUCCUAUACAAAUAAAUUUCAAUUUUUAGAUAGUUCAGAUAGUGGUGGUGAAAGUGAUACAGAUAAAGAAAUGAAUAGAGUUUCAUUAAAAAAAAAAAAGAAAUCAUCACCAAUUUCAAAUAAAUUAAGUCAAGAUUUAAAGAAAAAAGAACAAAAAUUUAAAACUACAAAUGAUACAGUAACUGAUUAUAACACCAACAAUGGUGGUGGUGGUGUAGGUAGUAAUGGUGAAAUUCAAAAACCAACAUUUUCAAUUAAUCGUAAUAAUUGUACAAUUAAAGAUAUUCAAGAUUAUAUAGUUUGGUUAAUGUUAAGAUUUAAAGUACCAACACCAAAUUGGAUUUUCACAGCAAUGUCACCAUUAAUUAAAAAAGUUGUAGUAGUAUCAAUUCAAGGCAUUAGUUCGUUGAUGCACGAUAAAUUAUCAUUGUUAUCUGGUAAAGAUCAUUUAUUCUCUCAAGUAUUUGAAGCUAAAAACAAAGUUGAAUUACAAUUUCCAAAUUAUAAUCAUAUCUUUGAAUCACUAUUAAAUGUCAAAACUUGUAAAGUUCAAAAAAUUGAUACUUGUGAAAAAAUGAGAAAAGAAAUUGAACCAAUAUCAUUCUAUCUAUUAGAUGAUCAACAAUUAGUUGAAAAUGGUUAUUUUACUAUAAAAGAUUUAAAAGAUGGUUGGGUAUAUAGUAAUCAAGUUAAACAAAUUUUAAAUUUAAUAAAACCAUCUAAUGAUGAUGAUAAUAAUAAUAAUAAUCAAGAAGAAGAUAAUGGAGCAUCAUCACCAACAACAACCACAGUUAAUAGUGAUGAUGAUAAUAAUGAUAAUAAUAAUAAUUUAAUAAAUAAAUUAAAUUUAAAAGUUAAAGAAAUGUUAGCAAUUGAUUGUGAAAUGUGUAGAACAGAGGGUGGUCAAUUAGAAUUAACAAGAAUUAGUAUUGUAAAUGAACAAAAAAAAGUAGUAUUGAAUGAAUUAGUAUUACCAGAGAAACCAAUUAUAGAUUAUUUAACGCAGUACAGUGGUAUUACAGCAGAUACAUUAAAGAAUGUUACAAAUCGUUUAUCGGAUAUUCAUGCGAAACUUGAGAAAUUGGUUGGAGUUGAUACUGUAUUGAUUGGACAUUCCUUGGAGAACGAUUUGAAAGCAAUGAAAUUCAUACAUCGUAAAAUCAUUGACACAUCUAUACUCUAUCCAACAGGAUCCAGUGGUAAAUUCUCAUUGAAAUAUUUAACAAAGAAAUAUUUAAAUCGUAUCAUUCAAUCUACUAAACAUGGUAAACUUGGUCAUGACUCAAUUGAGGAUGCACGUGCUGCAAUGGAUUUAGCUCAAUUGAAAAUUCAAAAAGGUAAAAGUUUUGGAACUAGAUUGGCAUCAAUGGAGAAUUUAUUCGAUAAAAUUAAUAAACAUGAAAAGAAAUCAAGUUUCAUCGAUAGAUUAGAAGAUAUUAAAACUUUUACUUCUCAAGUGGUAUCUUGCUUCAAUUGUGAAAAUGAUAAUGAAGUAAUUGAAAAAAUAAUUAAACAAUCCUCAAAUUCCUCUUCUUCAGAUUUAAUCUUUUCACAAUUAACUUCAUUAUCUGAUCAUUUUAAAAGUUUACUACCAAAACAAUUUUCAAUUACAAAUCCUGAAGAAAAUAAAUUAACUACUACUACAACCACAACUACUACUACUAUUACUAAUCCAAUUGAAACUAUUAUUGAUUCACCAUUAUUAACUGAAAAAGAAAUUAAAGAAAUUCAUUCACUUGAUAGUAUUGAAAUUAAUACAACAGUUAAACAAAUAGUUCGUCAAAUGGAAUUACAAAUAAAGAAUGUUUAUGAUAAAUUACAAGAGAAUUCAAUGUUAUUAUUAAUUUUAGGUCCUGGUCCAUUAAAUGAUAUUAUUCGUUUCCAAGGUGAUGGUAAUAAACAAAAAGAUUAUUAUUUAUCAGUUGAUACUGCAAAAGAAGGUGUGGCAUUUUUAGCAUUAAAAUAA
Messenger RNA from Dictyostelium discoideum AX4, 2085 nucleotides. RefSeq names its product RNA exonuclease 1 (gene rexo1). Lineage: Eukaryota; Evosea; Eumycetozoa; Dictyosteliales; Dictyosteliaceae. The coding region runs from base 1 to 2085 and encodes 694 amino acids. Gene Ontology annotation, cellular component: nucleus. Gene Ontology annotation, molecular function: exonuclease activity; nucleic acid binding. The record is from RefSeq and is a predicted model, not a curated record. The transcript has a single exon.